Messenger RNA from Spea bombifrons (plains spadefoot toad), 1130 nucleotides. RefSeq names its product gastrin releasing peptide (gene GRP). Gene Ontology annotation, molecular function: neuropeptide hormone activity. The record is from RefSeq and is a predicted model, not a curated record. The transcript is spliced from 3 exons. Lineage: Eukaryota; Metazoa; Chordata; Amphibia; Anura; Pelobatidae. Gene Ontology annotation, biological process: neuropeptide signaling pathway. Bases 339 to 806 code for a protein of 155 amino acids.
GGAAGCACCAAGUACCAGACCCAGCUGCCUCCAGCAUCAGGACCACAGUCAGCUCCUGCUUCAGCCAACAUCAGAACAAGAGACAGCUCCUGCUUCAUCCAGCAUCAGGACCAGAGACAGCUCCUGCUUCUUCAUCCAGCAUCAGGACCAGAGACAGCUCCUGCUUCUUCAUCCAGCCUCAGCACUGGAGACAGCUCCUGAUUCCUCCAGCCUCAGCAGCAGACAGAAAGCUCCUGAUUCCUCCAGCAUCAGCACCACAGAGGGCUGCAGAUCUAAACUUCAUUGAGAGCCCUUACUCUUCCAACUCCAGCCCCGCAGACAGCUCCUGAAGCAGACAGAUGAUGGAGGGCACUCUGGUCUUCUGGAAAUACCGCACUCUCUUCUCUCUCAUUCUGUGUACCCUGCUUCUUUUUAGGGUCCAUUUAGCACAAUCAGCUCCUGCACCCCAGCAACACAUAGAGGCGCCCCCACUGUCCAAAAUAUCACCCAGAGGAAGCCAUUGGGCUGUAGGUCACCUAAUGGGGAAGAAGAGUAUAGAGGAAUUUCCAUAUGGAUAUGAUGGAGGAGAGAAGAUGUCUACUGUCUACUCUGGAGGAGACAAGCCAAUGGAGGGCUACCAGCAGUGGAAGGAGGCAUUUGUCAAUGUAUUGAGGAUGCUGGAGGCAAAUGAUUACAGAAACUCCCAGCCAGUCAGAGACACAACAUUUUAUAGCAAGAAGCCCUGGGACAAUGAAGAAAAUAAUUAUAAAGAGAUGUUGGAUUAUCUGUACCAGCUGAUGGCCAUGAGAGAUACAACUCAAAGCUGAGUGGACUCGCUCCGUCGGAAGGGAAGACGUAAACGAUAUCUUUGAGGGGAUCUAUCUCACAAGCAUUUGAUUGUUACCAGAUAACCAAGAUUUUAUUUCUGUAAACAAUACAAUUUAUUGUGUAAAUUAUAUGCGUUUCCUCGUCCAAUCUUUUUAAACUCAUUAAGCAAGGUCUAAGUGACUUUCUUGUAAAUAAUUGUUCAAGGAAGGGUCUUCCAAAUGCAUAAUUAUAUUUUAACACUUCUGAUGAUUUCGUCUUUUUAGUUUGUAGACACAAAAUAUUUUAACAUUCACAAUAAAAAUUCAAAUAAAAAUGUAGUAAAA